AUGAAGCCCACUUUCCAAAAUUGUUGUCAGAAACAGAUAAAGACUUGGUGCUCCAAAAAAAUUAUCAUGCCCAUAGAUUAG
Spirodela intermedia is the source of this 81-nucleotide messenger RNA. The record is from the annotation of a GenBank genome assembly. NCBI's taxonomy places the organism in Eukaryota, Viridiplantae, Streptophyta, Magnoliopsida, Alismatales, Araceae.